GGAGAGGGGCGGCUCCCCUGACGUCACCACGUUCACCCUGACGCUGUCGGACUGUGGACUCUCUGGACUGCAGCGGCGGCGGGGAAGUUAGCGAACCAGUUGAGCACGAUUUUCAACAAAGCACCGUAAUUGAAUAAGAUCAGAGAUGGCCCUCACACAAGUGUCCUCUAACAAGUGCGCUGGUGGCUUCCAGAAGGUUUUUGAACAUGACAGCACUGAGCUCAAGUGUAAGAUGAAGUUUGCCAUCUACCUGCCUCCCAAGGCUGAGACGGACAAAUGUCCCGUCAUGUACUGGCUGUCUGGCCUGACGUGCACGGAGCAGAACUUCAUCACCAAAGCUGGCAGUCAGCUCGCUGCUGCCGAGCACGGCAUCAUCGUCGUGGCUCCGGACACCAGCCCACGUGGCUGUAACAUCGAGGGGGAGGAUGAGAGCUGGGAUUUCGGCACUGGAGCUGGUUUCUAUGUCGACGCCACGCAGGACCCCUGGAAGACCAACUACCGCAUGUACUCCUACGUCACUGAGGAGCUCCCCAAGUUGAUCAACGCUAACUUCCCCACUGACCCAGACAGGAUGUCCAUCAGCGGACACUCCAUGGGCGGCCAUGGAGCGCUCACCUGUGCCCUGAAGAACCCUGGGAAAUACAAGGCGGUGUCGGCAUUCGCUCCCAUCUGUAACCCCAUGCAGUGUCCCUGGGGACAGAAAGCCUUUUCAGGAUACCUGGGCUCUGACAGGUCCACGUGGGAGGCGUACGACGCCACCGUGUUGGCGGCGGCGUACUCCAGCCCUCAGCUCGACAUCCUGAUCGAUCAGGGCCGUGACGACCAGUUCCUGUCAGCCAGCCAGCUGCUUCCCGACAACCUGAUCGCCGUCUGCUCCGAGAAGAAAAUCCCCGUCGUCUUCAGACUGCAGCCGGGCUACGACCACAGCUACUACUUCAUCUACUCCUUCAUGAACGACCACAUCAAGCACCACGCCAAGUACCUCAAUGCCUGAACCGCCAACUGAGAACGAGGCUGUUCAGGUCGGCUGAAGGCUAAAUAGGAAAAAAACUCUUUCACAUGCGUUUUGAGGAAACUGAGCCACAGUUUUCAGACGAUGUUUCUCAAAUAUCAGAGGAAAUGUAUUCUCUCCUGCGACUUGACAGUGAUCAUGUGGUUUUGCUGAGCCGGCCUUUUGUUGUUGCAGCAGUCAGAGAACAGUCUCAGCUGUGAUUUUCAGAAUAAAAUCCUCCGUUAUUCA
Micropterus salmoides (largemouth bass) is the source of this 1240-nucleotide messenger RNA. RefSeq names its product esterase D/formylglutathione hydrolase (gene esd). Bases 146 to 994 code for a protein of 282 amino acids. The record is from RefSeq and is a predicted model, not a curated record. Gene Ontology annotation, molecular function: S-formylglutathione hydrolase activity. NCBI's taxonomy places the organism in Eukaryota, Metazoa, Chordata, Actinopteri, Centrarchiformes, Centrarchidae. Gene Ontology annotation, cellular component: cytosol. The transcript has 9 exons. Gene Ontology annotation, biological process: formaldehyde catabolic process.